Molecule: messenger RNA, 2972 nt
Organism: Marmota monax (woodchuck)
Lineage: Eukaryota; Metazoa; Chordata; Mammalia; Rodentia; Sciuridae
Product: rho guanine nucleotide exchange factor 6
Exons: 6
Coding region: 354-1202 (282 amino acids)
Molecular function (GO): protein binding
Source: RefSeq, a predicted model, not a curated record
AGAGAGAGAGAGAGAGAAAGAAAGAGAGAGAGAGUGCAUGCAUGUGUGCUUCUUCUUCCUUUUUUAUCCCAAUGAAUUUGCUUUUCAGAUUUUGAAAAAGAAAACUAGUUUAUCCAGGAUUCUUUCUGUUUUUUUUUCCUGUUUCCAUAUCUUUGUGUUGAUCUCUGUAGUUUUCAGAUCCCACGUUUUUGUGUGGGUUCCACUGUUGUCUAAGGAAAGUUGUUUUAAACCUUUGCUCUGCAAGCACCAGCAGAGAACUCAGAAAAAGGAAGACAACAGCAGAUGCAAUCACGGAUGUGGCUUAGUCCUUGCAGCUGCCCCAGAGAACUGUUCAGAGUGUACCAUCCACAGUAAUGAAUCCAGAAGAGAGAAUCGUGACAUGGCUUAUAUCUUUGGGAGUUUUAGAUUCCCCAAAAAAGACCAUCUGUGAUCCGGAGGAGUUCUUGAAGUCCUCGCUGAAAAAUGGGGUAGUGCUAUGCAAACUGAUCAACAGACUUAUGCCUGGCUCAGUGGAAAAGUAUUGUCUGGAGCCCCAAAAUGAAGCCAGCUGCAUCAGUAACAUCAAUGGCUUCCUGAAAGGAUGUGCAACCCUCCAAGUGGAGGUAUUUGAUCCUGAUGACCUUUAUUCAGGGGUUAAUUUCUCCAAGGUUCUGAGUACUCUUUUAGCUGUCAACAAAGCAACAGAAGAUCAGCUCUCAGAAAGACCAUGUGGACGUUCCUCUUCUCUUAGUGCUGCUAACAGUUCUCAGACAAACCCACAGGGAGCAGUUUCUAGCACAGCUCCAGGGCUGCAAAAGCAGGCAAAGACAGUGGAGAUGACGGAAAAUGGAAGUCACCAGUUGAUAGUGAAGGCAAGAUUCAACUUUAAGCAGACUAAUGAAGAUGAGCUGUCAGUCUGUAAAGGGGACAUCAUUUAUGUCACUCGAGUUGAAGAAGGAGGCUGGUGGGAAGGCACAUUAAAUGGGAGAACAGGCUGGUUCCCUAGUAAUUAUGUCCGAGAAAUUAAAUCCAGUGAGAGACCUCUCUCCCCCAAGGCUGUCAAAGGAUUUGAAACUGCUCCACUUACCAAGAAUUAUUAUACUGUGGUGAGUGUUCAGAUGAUGAGCAAAAAUUUUCUUGACUCUGUAUGGAAACUUUCUACUUGUCAAACCAUUGAUGUUUUCAGGUGUCACAAAGGAAAACUGGAUAAAGUUGUAUCGUAAGGUUCUAGUGCCAUUUGCAUUACCACAUUGCUCUUCUACUUGUAGGACUCUUACGGAUGUCUGGAAGUUCUACAUACAUGGUACUAAACAAUUCAAGGGUAGCACAAAGAGUGAGGCCUGUUAAAUACCAGUGAAAGAGAAAUUGGUUCAUACAUAAGUAUUAUGGAGAAAUUCAGCAGUUAGACAAAGUCUUUCCAGAUAUCAAGAAGGUGAUUUCCCAAGUUCCUCUAUUGCUGUACGUUUUAAGUGAUUAUGUUCUAUAAAUUUUACUUUAGAGUCAAUCAAUCCAUUAUAUCCUCUGGAAUAUUAUCAACUCUAUUCUUGAGGAGAGCCCUAAGGAAGACUACCCUUUGGCACAGAGGGAAGAAUGAAACAGCUCUGGCUUGAACACAGAUAUGUCAAACUUUAUUAGCUAUAAAUAGGGCAUGUGCAAUACUCAAAAUAAGUUCCUGUUUGAAAAGAAAUCACAUCAUUCUCCUUAAUCUACUCUCUGCUUGCCUUCAUGCCUCCUUUUCCGACUUGGCUCAGUCACUAAUGAAAAGGCCAAGUCAUCAUCACUCUAAGUUGCCCUGUCUGGUUGCCUCCCCCCAACCUCUGCUGAAACACAGCUUCAGUUUUUACCCAGUGUUUUCUGUUAAUUUGUACUGCAUGCUCAUUUCAUUUUGUGCAUGGAAAAGAAGUUUUUAAUCAUCUCUAUAUAGGUAUGUGAAUGUCAUUUGGUUUCCAAAAAUUGAAUUUCACUCUUCAGUGGAUUUGUUUCAUACUGGUGACAUAAGCAGUAGGUAAUAAGAAAACUUAAGACAGGAACUUUAUAGGUAACAUGGACAGUAAUCAUAAGGAAACUAUUUUGUCAAUAUUUUUUUCCUCUAAAAUUUCUGAGGAAAAAAUUUAUGACUCAGCAGAGCUGGGUUCCUUCAUCCCUUUCUUCCUGAUCACUUUUUUACUGGUCCAGGUGACCUCUAAUAAUUUAAUUUUUAAGGAAAGCAGACAGUUGAGUGAUAGAUGAAAAUGUUACCAUAGCUUCUUCUCUGGAGAUCUGGAGCAUACUAUAAGUCUGCUUGCAAUCUCUCUGUGUGUCUGCUGGUUCCACCAGUUCAAACUGUUGUUAGGGGUCUGGGGUAUAGCUCAGUGGUAGGAUGUUUGCCUAGCAUGCACAAGGCCCUGGAUUUUAUCACCAGCACUGAGAAAAAAAAAUGUAAGGAUUACCUGACAGAUUACCUGGCAGAUUAACUUCUGUGUUUUUUAUGGGCUUUGUGUAAAUCCUAUACAUAUAUUUUAUAGAAACUACAGUUUAUAUAAUCUACCUCUUAUUGGAAAACAUGUGCAUUGUUUCUAGUUCCUUUAUACUAUAAACAAUUUUGCAGUGAACAUCUUAUAUAUACAACUUUAUCAAAGCAUAUCAAGAUAUGUAGGGUAAAUUCUUAGAAGGCAAAUUGUUUGUUUGAAAGAUACAUAUGUUCUUAAAACUUUUUGAUGGCUAUUGUCUCAAAUCGCAAGCUUAAUGAAGAAAAUAGAAAGUCUUGGCCAAUUCUUACUGACUUAUGAAGGAAAUAGAGAACUUUCGCAUUAAUAUUGUUAAAUUAUUGACUAGAGGCCAGUUGGUCAUGUUGUAACUAUAUAUGGAUGUGAAGAGAUUUUAGUUGGUGUUGUUUUACAAUUUACAUUUCUUUGGCUUUGAGUGUUUAUACACAUUUUUAGUGGUGCUUAACUCAACAUAUGUUCUCAGUGUUGUGAUUGCCUUCCUUAUUUGAAUUGAAUGCCUGAAACAAA